This is a messenger RNA of Anopheles gambiae (African malaria mosquito), 5810 nucleotides long. It is a transcript of the gene NaPi-III, whose product is annotated as sodium-dependent phosphate transporter 1-A. Gene Ontology annotation, biological process: phosphate ion transmembrane transport. NCBI's taxonomy places the organism in Eukaryota, Metazoa, Arthropoda, Insecta, Diptera, Culicidae. The transcript is spliced from 7 exons. Gene Ontology annotation, molecular function: phosphate transmembrane transporter activity. Gene Ontology annotation, cellular component: membrane. The coding region runs from base 2529 to 4586 and encodes 685 amino acids. The record is from RefSeq and is a predicted model, not a curated record.
GACUGCGUGAGUGACUGUCAAACAGCAUGGACGCGUGAGUGCCCCUGUCGACGAGAAAUAAUCAUCGCUUUGGUCCCAUUUUUCCAAUUUCAUCGGUUUUGUGUUGAUUGGCUCGCGGUGCGACGGGUGUGUGUUUUCUUUUACCUUCGGCGUACUGUUGUCUGAAGCGUCGUGCGAGAUCCUUUCCGGACAAACCGACCAGCCCCGGGGUAAUCGAUACGCGAAAAUCCCGGAACCUCGCUGCCUUCACCUGCGUGUGCUGUGCGCCGUACCCCGUUGAUCCCGCAACUUUUCUUCCGGCGACAGUGAAUUCUGCGACCGGGUCGCGCGAGACGGACACGAGGAACCACCAUCCGACCGGUCGCCACCAUCCACCGACACGCACCUUCUCCCGGGGUCACUUUCUACCUCCGGUCCCGCGUUAUCCCUCUGGCCUCCCCCUGUUCCCCGUAGAGGACAACCCGCGUCAAUCCCGUGUAUCGCGAAAGUGUGUGCAUCUAGAAAGCGGACCGCGUGUAUCAUCAUCACUUCCCAUGUGCGGUACAUUUUCCCCUAUCUCUUUCCGUCUCUCUGCGUGUGUAUCGCGUGUGCGCGCCAUUCUGCAAAUAAGUGUGAGCGGGACGGAAGAGGCGUAAAAACUCGCUGCUCUAUAUAUUGUGUGGUGCUGCAAAAAUCGGUGCUGCCCGGCACAAUCCGCAUUAUUCCCUUGGUGCACUCCGGUCCCGGGUCCGACCGGGUCUUGUUCGACAAGCCGCACGAAACAGUGUCCACAAGUGGUCAGCAAUGAUCAUACAUCUGCAAAGCCACAACAACAAACGGUGAAACUUCGCAUUGAUCGUUGAAGCAGUGACAAAACAUUGUGUAAUCAGAAACAACAACGUGUGACGACGAUACUUAACGAAAGUCCUGAGAGAAAUUACCAUUAGAAAAGGAAGCAUCCUAUCAAUUUUUCAAAAGAGUCCUUAUCAGUAGUAGACCAGCUCUAGCAGCCAGCGAUCACAAACCGGUGCCAGGAGUGGUGUUCACGUUGGGAACACAACGCAUCUAGUGGUCUAGUAGGAAGUCCGUUCAGAAGGGAGGAAAAGCUUCUCGAGUAGCUUUCCGUUUCCGGAAGCUUCCGUAAGGGUUAAACCGCAAACCGCGUUCCGCUGCGCAAUCUGCUUGUCUCUGGGGCGAAAGCACCACCGACAGCACCCACCUCCAAAACCCACUUUACAAAACGAUGGCUGUUUUUACGAAACUCUGCCUACCAGAUAUUGUCAAAUUAAAACGCUAGUUAGUAACCGCUGUCUUGUCCAUCUUCGUGCUUGUCGGUGGUCAUUACAAGAAUUUACUAAUUAACGUUUUUAAGGUACAAUAUCUGCAUUCUUGGGUUUUUUCCAUUCUUUUUCGUUCACUCGCACAUUACUUGUACUUGUACUAAUUUAGUUGUUGCUGUUUUGCGUAUACACUGUCACACCACCUCCGCUACUUAAAGUACGAACAGCAUCUUUGCAUCGAUUGUGAUACUGUUUUGUUUUAUUUUCCUCUUUCCCUCGUCUUCUACUAACUGUUGGCAAGAAAGCAUCGCUUUCUUUCACUUUCAGUCAAUCGUGUGCAUUCUGAAUUGUUGAUCACCUGUUUUUUUUAUACAUUUUUGUGUGUGUGUGUGUGGAAAAGUCAGCUUCCAUUCUCAUCGCUGAUUCCGUUACUUAACAUAUUUUUUUAAAGGUAACUGCUACUUUAAAGUUCACACUUGUAUUAGGCAUUACUAUCAAUACUUAAUAAUUUUAAUAUUAGUAACGCUUCGAGCACAAUCACACUAUUACCGUUGUGUGCUGUGUACGUAUGUGUUUGUAGUGAAAACAAACAAACCAACAACAACAUCGUAACACCAUUGUUUAAGAACGUUGGUGUGAGCUCGUGAGAAAGUGUCGCAUUUUUUGUUCAAGUUUGAGAUACACUAAUCGCUCUGGACAUCAUCGUUAGUGUGGUGUGUUGUAUAAGAGGCUGGAAUUUGCAAAUUACGGAAGCUCUAUUUUCGUGUGAGGGAUUGCUUUUAGCUGUGGUGAAGUAACGGAACCAUCAGCAACACGAACAAACUUGCGGCUAGCGGGUUGAAUAACUUACGAAAAAUCGUACUAGAGAAGACAUCUUCCUUUUGAACGUGAUUUAACAAGACUUGAUACACCACGCCGCAUACCGUCUGAUCGAUUUAAGGCAGAAAGCAAAGCUUUUCGUUGUUUGUUAAAAACCAAUAUCUUGGAUUGUAAUCUUAUUUCUUAUUUGCUUUGUACCGCUUGUACGAGCAAGUAUUUUAGAAAGACAAUUUCUGUUUGUCACUUAGAGAAAAGGUAUUCUCACUAAACACACUCCAAAUUCGGCUGCCUGAUUGGAGUACUGCUAUCCAAAAUCUAGGGCUCAGUCAGACGACGUUAAAGCUUCAAUCCUCAACUCUUCCAAUUCUGUCUGGUAGAACACUCUCAAAGUCGAUCGUUUAAGUUCGUCGCCUUAAGCAAACCCAAAGCGCAUCUUGUAAAGCAAGCAAAAUGGAUCCCUUUGAUCCCGAUAUUCUGUGGUUGGUGAUCCUGGGCUUCGUAAUAGCGUUUAUUCUGGCAUUUGGUAUUGGUGCUAAUGACGUUGCUAACUCGUUCGGUACGAGCGUUGGGUCGGGCGUGCUGACCAUACGUCAGGCAUGCUGGUUAGCCACCGUAUGCGAAGUGUCCGGCGCUGUUCUCAUAGGUUACAAGGUGUCCGAUACGAUGCGGAAAGGUAUCCUAGAGGUCGAGAUGUACAAGGGUAGCGAAAUCGAGCUGAUGCUUGGCUGCCUGUCGGCUCUCGGAAGCUCAGCGCUGUGGCUGCUGGUAGCAACGUUCCUUAAAAUGCCCAUCUCCGGCACACACAGCAUUGUUGGAUCGACGAUCGGUUUCAGCCUGGUCGCCCGUGGCACGCAGGGACUCAAGUGGAACACACUGCUCACGAUCGUUGGCUCAUGGUUCAUCUCGCCCGUGCUGAGCGGUUUGGUGAGCGUGCUGUUAUUCUGGAUGAUUCGCAAAUUCAUCCUGAACGCGAAGAACCCUCUGCGGGCCGGACUGUUCUCGUUGCCGCUGUUCUAUGGCACAACCUUGGCUGUGAAUGUCUUUAGUAUCGUGCACGAUGGACCAAAAUUGCUGUACAUGGAUAAUAUCCCGCUGUGGGUGGCGCUUGCGGUCAGCAUUACGCUUGGUAUCGUCGUGGCAACGCUGGUACAGCUGUUUAUUGUGCCGUGGCAAAGGCGUAAGAUACUCAACGGCGAGAAGACCCAAUUCACGGUCGGCGACUCAGAUGGAGAUUCGUCAUCGAACGGUAGCCCGCGCCGGGCGAAGCGACCGCUCUCUCUGGUGGCCAGCGAUGGUAAACCGCUGCCAGCAAUUACCGAGACAACCGAGCUGGUUUCACUGUCGUCGCAGCAUCAGCAACAGGCCUCACAAAAUGGGUUGGUGAAGAAGCUCUCAAAUGAGCUUUCGCCGGGCGGACCCUACAGCUUCAAUCCGGAGAUUGUUAAGAAGGCAAACAGCUUGCUUGGCGCGCACGACAAAACCAGCUUGGACAACACGGACCUAACGGUGACAAGCCUGAACUACAUCGAUGAGUUGCAAUCGUACCAUGGCAAUGGACGCUUCCAUCUCGGCACGUACUUUGACCGUCGCAACAGUACCAACGUAUCGCCGAAAUCACCCGACUCGGGACAUCUGAUCAAUGGAGGAUUGAAAGAACAACCUACCGUAAUCGCACUGCAGAAUGGCAAAUCACCCACCAGUCCGAAGAGCGACAGUACGCUUCCGAUAACCGACUACACGCUAAUGCCACAGAACGUGCUGCUGAGCAGCACGGAGCAAGACAUCAAAAAGACAGACAUGUGCAAGAUUGAAGCAGCCGCCGGUUUGGAACAUCCGCUCAUCAGUGCAACGCUCUCACCCAACUCGAGCAAAGUGCCAUUGAUUGGUGCGAAGGAAGGCUCCGAGGAGGACAACCGAAGACAAAAGCCGGUCGAAGAGAGCGAAGACGUGUCAACCCUGUUCUCCUUCCUGCAGGUUCUCACUGCUACGUUUGGCAGCUUUGCGCACGGUGGCAAUGAUGUCAGCAAUGCCAUUGGACCGCUGAUCGCGCUAUUCAUGAUCUAUCGCGAGGGUUCGGUGCUGCAAAAGUCGGAAACGCCACUGUUGAUCCUGUUGUAUGGAGGAUUGGGCAUUUCGGUCGGUCUGUGGCUGUGGGGUCGGCGUGUGAUCGAAACGAUCGGUAAUGAUCUCACCAAGAUUACUCCAUCGACUGGUUUUACCAUCGAAAUCGGUGCCGCCCUGACUGUGCUAAUAGCGUCCAAAAUUGGUCUGCCCAUUUCUACGACUCAUUGUAAGGUGGGCUCAGUUGUGUUCGUUGGGCAGGCAAACUCACGGCCAGCGACAGUCGAUAGCGGUAAGCAUGCGCAUCAUGCCGUGACUGCGCAACAGAAAGCGGUUGAUUGGGGGCUGUUCCGAAACAUCGUGUAUGCCUGGGUAGUCACUGUUCCGGUGGCAGCCCUGCUGAGUGCCGGUUUUAUGGUUGCCCUUCGCGCUAUCGUGUUGCCUUAAGAAGUGCGAAAUGGCUUUCGCUCCUACAACCAACAUCAGAACAGCAAUAAUUAAGUGACAGAAAAACAUAAAAUGCAACCGCGCUACGAAAUCAAGCGAAGAUGGGCAAGAAGUCGGCAGGGCAGCGAAGAAGCCGACAGGCGAAGACACCAUCCGGAAAUGCUGGACAUGCUGGAGUAAGCAUUGCGCUACAUGCACGUCUAUCACCAGACUCAAUCAAACAAAUGCACAACAGCAAUUGUUACACUCAGCUAGAGAGAAAAAAAAAAGGAUGAGAGGGGGCUGUUUGCCGUUCCACAUCGAAGGUUACACCUAUUCUUAUCUCCAGAACUUUAGUUACUUAAGCAACCACAUCCUUAAGAUUUAAGUAGUUUUGUACUGCGAUAUAAUAGUUAGUUCAUUCUCAUCUCAGAAUAUGUUUUUCGCGCAACACAACACUAGUCUCCAAAACGAAAAGUUACAGGGUUUUUGGUAUACACAACACUUGGGGAGAAAGCUUUAUUCAACCAUUGGUAAGCUGGUAAAGACUUGCCUUCUAAUAUGAUUGGAUGUUUGAAAUGAAGCAUUUUUUACCAUGUGCGGAGUACUAGCACAGUAUCGUCAUCAUUCAUUCAUCAGUUAGUUAAAAUUUUCCUAUAAGUUGUGAUUUUAUAAUUUUUCUCACUAGGUAUAGCAGAACAGUUCAAUGCUACGGUAUAUACGCAAAGUGUGCAAGCUCUUACAACAAGCUCAGCAAAGUAAGAAUAUUACGCAUACGCGUUGAAUAGGCAGGCGGAAAAUCUGUUGCGGGACAAACAGAUGACAGAGUGGUCGGAUUGUACUAGUUGACAGUUAGUUACUUCAACUGAGGCGUUUGUAUUGAUUGCACAGCCAGAUAGAAGGUAUAUCAAAAGAUACACACCUAACAGCAGCACAUGGCAGGAAACAAAUAUCAGAAAAGCAUGGUAUUGAGGGCGGGAGUAAAAUUCGAUAACAAUUAACAAACAACAAAACAAAACACACAACAAAACCAUAAACAGAUUGUAGAGGUAUUGUAAUUUACUGAUCGUUAGCAGUUAGUAAAUAGCAGCUAAAAAAGCUAGUGUAGAGUGAGAUCUAUGUAGCAUUAUGAGCCGUGCAGAUGAAAGAAAAGAUAAACCUAUACAAAUACCAACCGGCUCAAGCAGAGAGCAUAAAAGUGCCGAAACAGGUGCGGCGGAGUACAUUAAAACAAAACAGAUGAAA